Molecule: messenger RNA, 1330 nt
Organism: Biomphalaria glabrata
Lineage: Eukaryota; Metazoa; Mollusca; Gastropoda; Planorbidae
Product: 60S ribosomal protein L4-like
Exons: 9
Coding region: 116-1291 (391 amino acids)
Biological process (GO): translation
Cellular component (GO): ribosome; cytosolic large ribosomal subunit
Molecular function (GO): structural constituent of ribosome; RNA binding
Source: RefSeq, a predicted model, not a curated record
CCAAUGCCGUUUUUUUUUUUUUGACGUGAAUAGGAGUUGGCAUUAUUGGAUCACGUGACAUUCUGUACUUCCUUUUCCGUUUUCAACAACGUGGACAUCGGGUGUGGAACUGAAAAUGGCAGCAAGGCCACUUAUUUCAGUUCACAAUGAAAAAGGUGAAACUACAGAACAGACCAUCUCUCUACCUGCUGUCUUUAAGGCACCAAUUCGCCCUGAUAUUGUCAAUGCUGUACACUUUCAGAUGCUAAAGAAUACCCGUCAUCCAUAUGCAGUUUCUGUAAAAGCUGGUCAUCAGACAUCUGCUGAAUCAUGGGGUACAGGUCGUGCUGUAGCUCGUAUCCCAAGAGUUCGUGGUGGAGGUACCCAUAGAUCUGGUCAAGGUGCCUUUGGUAACAUGUGUCGUGGUGGUAGAAUGUUUGCCCCAACUAAAACAUGGAGACGUUGGUAUCGCAAGAUCAAUACUAACCAGCGUAGAUAUGCUAUCACUUCAGCUAUUGCUGCUACUGGAGUGCCUGCACUUGUCAUGUCAAAAGGUCAUCGUAUUGAGGAAAUCCCUGAAGUUCCACUUGUUGUCAGUGAUAAAGUUGAGGAAAUUAAAAAAACUAAAGAAGCUGUUCAGGUUUUGAAAAAGUUGAAGGCUUGGUCUGAUAUUGAAAAGGUGUACAACAGCAAACGGUUCAGAGCUGGUAGAGGCAAGAUGAGAAAUCGUCGCAGGAUUCAGCGCAGAGGCCCAUUGGUGAUUUACAACAAAGACAAUGGGAUAACUAGAGCUUUUAGAAAUAUCCCUGGUAUCACACUGAUCAGUGUGGAUAGACUAAACUUGUUGAAAGUAGCACCUGGUGGUCAUGUUGGUAGAUUUUGUAUUUGGACUGAAUCUGCCUUCAAAAGACUUGAUGAUAUCUAUGGAACUUGGCGCAAAGAGUCAAAAGAGAAAAAAGGAUACAACUUGCCCAUGCAUAAGAUGGCAUCAUUUGACCUGGCCAGACUUCUCAAGAGUGAUGAAAUUCAGUCUGUUUUGAGAGAUCCCAAGAGAGACAUCAAGCGUAGAAUUCUGAAGAAGAAUCCUCUUAAGAAUUAUCGGGUCAUGGUCAGACUUAAUCCACAUGCUAAGCAUGCUAAGAAACUGGCUAGGCAUACUGAAUUGAUGCGCAAGAGAGCCAAGGAGGAGCAACUCAAUAAAAAACGUGGUAUUAAGAAGCCACUUGAGCCUCUCCCUAAAGGCAAGGCUGCAGCUAAGAAAGCUAAACGUGCUGCCAAGAAGGGAGUGGCAAAGAAGCCAGCCAAAAAAUAAAUUACAAUUUUUAAAAGUGAAAUAAAAGUUUUCAUUAUA